Messenger RNA from Austrofundulus limnaeus, 1322 nucleotides. RefSeq lists its product as uncharacterized. Gene Ontology annotation, molecular function: catalytic activity. The record is from RefSeq and is a predicted model, not a curated record. NCBI's taxonomy places the organism in Eukaryota, Metazoa, Chordata, Actinopteri, Cyprinodontiformes, Rivulidae.
AAUAGAAACAUGGACAAAAAAUGGAUACAUAAAAAUAAUAAAUUAUUARAAUCCAGGUAAAAAAUUAUCAACAGAAAUAUUAAAUGACAUUAUUGAACAGUUAAAUGGGAAAGCAAUAUGGUGUGGUAAUUUUAAUGGGCAUAACACAUUGUGGGGUGAUAAAAAUGAUCACAGUGGGUUACUAAUAGAAGAAAUUAUGGACACUAAAAAUCUGGUGUGUUUAAAUGAUGGUAGCACUACAAGAAUAAAUGUAACAACAGGAAAAGAAUCAGCAACAGACUUUACAAUAGUAUCAGACUCUCUGGCAGGAAUCAGUUCAUGGCAAGUUCUCAAAGACACAACAAUAGGAAGUGACCACCAUCCCAUAAUAAUCAAACUAGAGUUAGAAGCACAGAGGUAUGAUACGAGAGGAACACAAAAAUGGAGUUUAAAUAACGCUAACUGGGCAACAUUUUUGGAAGUAGGUGAUAAGGAAAUGGCAAAAAUAGAUUUAAAUGUAGACACUGABCAAUUAAAUACAGCAAUAUGUUCAGCUAUUAUGGAGGCAGCAAACAAAUCAAUAAAGAAGAAAGGAGGAAAGAAUAAGAAAAAAAUAGUACCAUGGUGGACYAAAGAAUGUGAAAAAGCAAUUAAGUCACGAAAUAAAGCUUUUAAAAUGCAAAAAAGGAAUCACAAUAAUCAAAAUCUAAUAGAGUAUAAAAAAAGGCAAAGUAUAGUAAGAAAAACAAAAAAAAAUACGAAAAAAGAAUAUUGGAGAGGUUUUUGUAGUUUGGUGGGAAGAGAAACUGAAAUAAGCAAAGUUUGGUCAAUGAUUAAAAGAAUGAAUGGAAUAAAACAAGAAUAUGGAUAUCCAAUAAUACAAGACGGAGAAAUAAUUGCAGUUGAAAAUAAGGAUAAAGCUGAAAUACUAGCUAAAACUUUUGUUAAAAUUCUUGGUAAAAACAAUAUUAGUGAAGAAGGAAGAAAAGGAAGAGAAAAACCAUAUUAGAGAAUAGAACAUUAUUAGAAGAAGAGGAAUGUGGAAAUGAUUUAAUAAAUAUACCAUUCAAUAAAACUGAAUUAAAUAGAACAUUACAAAAAUGUGAAAUAUCCACACCAGGUCAAGACCAAAUAUGUUAUAUAAUGAUAAAAAAUCUUAGUGAUAAGUCAAAAGACAUUAUAUUAGAACUAUAUAACAGAGUAUGGGAKGAAGGAAAAUUACCACAAUCAUGGAAGGAAGCAAUAAUCAUACCGAUAAAGAAACCAGGAAAAGAUCAUACACAACCAGGAAAUUACAGACCAAUWGCUUUAACAUCUAACAUUUGCAAAAUAAUGGAAAAAAU